UUCAGGAAAGUCGAGAAUAUCCGUAUCUCUAAUACGGUAUCAUACAAUGUCACUAUGAUAGAAGUCUUUUAAAACAGUCAUGGCAUCAGUCAGUAAGCCACUUUUUGGUAAAAUUUCUCAUGUUGAUUGCUCAAAAAUAGCGCAUCCGUGGAGUGAUCAUUGUGGAAAUGGAUUUCUUUAUAUGUGGUGGUCUUCUUUCAAGGGAUCGGCGAAAUUCCUUCUUAUCAUUUAUGUGGCUCAAUAUCUAAUGAAGAGGAAAAAACUCACAAUAGAACAAAUCAGAGAAACACUGUUACAUUAUUUCCGUGAAUCACUAUUUGGUGCAUGCAUGGGAUCCACCUUUGUAACCUCCAUGUGCUUCUUCAGGAACAGUCUCCAGAGAUUCAACUACUACACAUUGGCCCUGUUGCCAGCUUCUCUGGGAGGAAUAGCAAUUUUCCUGGUGGAUUCUUCUAGAAGGGGAUUCUCAACAACAACAUUUCAGUACUUGGCUUUAGAAGCAAUCUACAAAUAUCUACAGAGGAUUGGUGUUGUUACCAACUCAUCUCUCACAGAAACCUUGGGAUUUAUGGCAUGCAGUUCGUGUCUGCUGUAUGUGUUGAGAGCCGGACAUCACCACAACCUCCGUACAUUGAUGUGGUCAGCAACUCAUUCAUAUUUGCAAUUCAUUGAUGAAAAAACAGAGAAACAAACAUCAUAUUUUGCAUACUUAUACAUUUCAAAUAGUAAUUGCAAAAGAGUCUUGUUCGAUCUCCCAUCAAAAAUUGUUAUUUCUUUUUUAAUGGUUGUUAAACCAUUAAAUAUUUACUAA
Molecule: messenger RNA, 811 nt
Organism: Nilaparvata lugens (brown planthopper)
Lineage: Eukaryota; Metazoa; Arthropoda; Insecta; Hemiptera; Delphacidae
Product: transmembrane protein 135-like
Exons: 4
Coding region: 80-811 (243 amino acids)
Source: RefSeq, a predicted model, not a curated record